Messenger RNA from Fusarium verticillioides 7600, 1618 nucleotides. RefSeq lists its product as hypothetical. The coding region runs from base 380 to 1459 and encodes 359 amino acids. The transcript is spliced from 3 exons. The record is from RefSeq and is a predicted model, not a curated record. Lineage: Eukaryota; Fungi; Ascomycota; Sordariomycetes; Hypocreales; Nectriaceae.
CUACAACGCUGCCCCUCCCCGCGAAACACAGCCAGCCUCGCCUAGACAAGACACUGACUAAAAUAACCCAUCAUACGUCACUCCCCAGCAACGCAAGGUGCCCGACCUUCUAUCAUUUCUCUCCACACGAGCCCGUGCCCAAUACCAGUCCAAAGCUAAGCUGGGCAAACCUCUUUGACAAGAGACGACUGGACCCUGGCUUUCCUUCGUCUGAUCUCGUGAUUACUUGUGAUCAUUUUCUCUUUUGUGCCUGCCAGGCUUCUCGCGAGCUUCACUCUCACCUCCUCGCGACACCUGCUGGGACGAAUCCUCAAUCGUCCUCUCCCGAAGUAGCGCGGCCGUGUUAUUAUACCUUCGCGCACUUCACCUUAUAUCCGCCAUGGACGUUUUUGCCCCAAAAGACGACCAAUGCGACCGGCUCAAGACGCCCUCGUAUCUUGAGCUUGUCGUUUCUAUCGUCCUCUUACUCGGCAUUCUCGUGUCCUACCUCCCUCAGCAUUAUCGCAUUAUCUCCCGAGGCACCUCCGAAGGUAUCUCACCUUACUUUGUAUUGCUUGGAACCACUUCCGCUACUGCCGGUUUCGCCAAUAUCCUUACUGUCCCACCGUCUCGUGCUGCCAUAGGAUGCUGCAAAGAGCUCGGUAGAUUCGAGUGCGUCGCCGGUCUGCUCGGCGUUGCCCAGCUAGGCGCUCAAUGGGUCUGCUUCAGCCUCAUUCUUGUCCUAUUCCUCAUCUUCUUCAGAUACAGAGAAGCCAAUGUUCCACCAGAGGAUCUUCGUGGCGAUGCACCCAGAUGGCAGACCGCUGUCAUGGUUGGACUACUCUGUGUCCUUCACGGCCUCAUUGUGGUUAUCCUGACGGGCGUCUUUUUUAUUGCUCUGCCCGAUCAUCUCGUUUUCUGGGCAAACUUUUUGGGAAUCAUGGCCACAGUCCUGGCCGCUAUCCAAUACGUGCCUCAGAUCUGGAUGACAUACCAUUUGAAACAUGUUGGCAGUCUGAGCAUCCCCAUGAUGUGCAUCCAGACGCCCGGUGGCUUCUUAUUCGCAGGAAGCCUUUUUGCCCGCCUGGGCUGGGAAGGAUGGAGCACAUGGUUCAUCUACUUGAUCACUGCAUCUAUGCAGGGAGCAGUCCUAUUCAUGGGUGUUUAUUACGAAUACAUGGCGCGGCAGCAUGGCGGUCAUGCCAACGGCCACAUCGACAGCGCACCACACUCACCAGUGCAGUACUCGAGCGCGCCCCGAAGGCCCCCGCCAGGCAGCAGGACCUAUUCUGAGGGUUGGGAGCGUGGUCUUCCAGGACCUUUCACCGGUCACCCGGAGAGAUACGCCGAAACGGAGGAGGACCUGCACGAUAUCCAAGAGAGAGAAGAGCGUGCUAUCGAGCGGGAGAGCCAACCGUUGUUAAAACCUGGCGGUAUUGGCAACCCUCAUAGGACAUACGACGCCACCGCCGAACACUGAGGAAUUCACCUCUCUUACCUUGCCUUAAAGUUACAAGACGAGUUCAGGGUUGACAGCGAGCAUGUGAUAUACCAUAAUUAUUUGAGGUAUUUUAUUGGUAUUUAGUGAUUACCUAGGUUUGCAUACUUCUUUAGAAAUGUACAUUUUCUUCUUCUUCUC